CACAUGAAAAACCCCUGUAGCCCUGUCAAUACACUGGAAUUUUAUUAGAGUUUUUAUUAAUUUAUUUAGGAACAUUUAAUCCUAACUUAAUGUAAAAAUUAAGGCAUAAUGACCAAAAAGGAUGUAUUUUGGUUUACUACAUCUCCCACUAUGUUACUCUAACUUCCAUGCACCUGUUGCUGGGAGGGACUUUGCCCACAUCAAGACCUUCAGUGCAUAACACGAAACAAUAAAAACAGCCUCAUCGAUAAGGACACACCGUGCCUUCCUUAAAUCGACGGACCUCACCAGCAGAGGAAGAGCCCAGUGUCUGUGGUCGUGCUUGGACCUGCGCAUCCACUUGUUGAGUUCAUAAUAGUUCACCGUCGCUCUAUUUAAAGAGGCAACAACAUGGCACACGGUCUAGUCAGACGGGAGUCGGUGGAAACAGAGAUGCACAAGUCCGAGGAGAAGAGAAAAACCUUCGUUUACACCAAGAAGAGGGGGUACGAUGUGACCCGGAACCCCCACCUCAACAAGGGCAUGGCUUUCUCCCUGGAGGAGCGUCUCCAGCUGGGGACCCAUGGUCUGCUGCCUCCUUGCUUCAUCACUCAGGAAGUCCAGCUGCUCCGGGUGCUCAAGAACUACGACAUGAAGAAAGACGACCUGGACAGAUAUGUGUUUCUGAUGGGGCUCCAGGACCGCAACGAGAAGCUCUUCUACCGGGUGAUAACGUCAGACAUCGACAGGUUCAUGCCCAUCAUUUACACCCCCACUGUGGGCCUGGCGUGUCAGCAGUAUGGCCUGAUAUUUACGAGACCGAGGGGGCUCUUCAUCACUAUUCAUGACCGUGGCCACAUUGCUACACUCCUCCAGAACUGGCCAGAAAAGGAUAUCAGGGCUGUUUGUGUGACGGAUGGAGAGAGGAUCCUGGGGCUGGGGGACCUGGGCUGCUAUGGCAUGGGCAUCCCAGUGGGCAAACUGGCCCUGUACACAGCCUGUGGAGGUGUGCCGCCACAGCAGUGCCUGCCCGUUAUGCUGGAUGUGGGCACAGACAAUGAGGCGCUGCUGAAGGACCCUCUGUAUAUUGGCCUGAGACAUAAGAGAGUGCGAGGCCAGGCCUAUGAUGACCUGGUGGAUGAAUUUAUGAAGGCUGUGUCAGACAGGUAUGGAAUGGACUGCCUGAUUCAGUUCGAGGACUUUGCAAAUGUUAAUGCUUUCCGUCUGCUGAGCAAGUACCGCAACAAGUACUGUACGUUCAACGAUGACAUCCAAGGAACUGCUUCAGUGGCAGUAGCUGGGCUCUUGGCUGCCCUCUGCAUCACCAAGAGCAAAAUGUGCGACCACACGAUUGUCUUCCAAGGGGCAGGGGAGGCAGCGAUGGGGAUUGCUGAGCUGAUCACCAUGGCCAUGGAGAAGGAGGGGCUCGCUAAGGAAGAGUGUUUGAAAAAGAUCUGGAUGGUUGAUUCCAAGGGACUCAUUGUCAAGGGUCGAGACCACCUGACCCACGAGAAGGAGAGGUUUGCUCACGAGCACCCACACAUGAAGAAACUGGAGGAUGUGGUUCGGGAACUGAAACCCACAGCUAUCAUUGGUGUGGCAGCUGUUGCCGGAGCCUUCACCGAGCAGAUCAUCAGGGACAUGGCUUCCUUCAACGAACGGCCAAUCAUCUUUGCCCUCAGUAACCCGACCAGCAAAGCCGAAUGCACUGCCGAGCAGUGUUACACACUCACAGAGGGGCGGGGCAUCUUUGCCAGUGGCAGUCCAUUUGACCCUGUCACGCUGCCUGAUGGGAGGACACUGUUCCCCGGUCAGGGAAACAACGCCUACAUCUUCCCCGGCGUGGGCCUGGGUGUCACCGCCUGCACCGUCCGACACAUUUCUGAGGAAAUCUUCCUCACUGCAGCAGAGGCUCUUGCUGAUCUGGUGACAGAGAAGGACCUGAACGAGGGCAGGUUGUAUCCUUCCCUCAGCACUAUCAGGGAUGUCUCACUCAAACUGGCUGUCAGGAUCAUGGAGUACGCCUACGAGCACAACAUGGCGACGCUUCGUCCGGAGCCGUCUGACAAAGAGGCCUACGUGCGCUCCCUCACCUACAGCACCGAUUAUGACGAGUUUGUCGUGGACUCGUACCGCUGGCCUGCCGACAGUAUGACUGUGCAGUCGUGCAAACUUUAACGCACCGGACACAGGGACAGAUUGAGCCCUGGAGCAGCACGGGUACCUACUGACAUGCAAUAUCAUCCCAAGUGGAGAUGCUGGAAUAAGAAACCGGCUGUGUGUAGAAUUUUUCUCAUUAAUAUAUUACUGUGAAAUAAAUGGUGACAACACAUGUAGAGUUACUGUGCUUGGUGUCAUUGAUGUCCUCCUCUCCAGUAGUGAAAAGCAUUGAAGUUUAAAAAUAACUUUAUGAAUAGGUAUUUAUAAAUGAAUUAAAGGAGGGAAAAUGAUAAAAUGUGGAACAGAAAGUAUAUCGCAGAACUUCUGGAAUAUUGCACUAUUGUUGUUAUCACAUUAUAUUUUACUAUGAUAUAUUUGGGGAAAGUCCUUCACAGGUUACUUGUACUGUAAUAGGCAGUAAUUUUAUGAUGGCGUAGGCUAUAAACAAAAAAACUCUUUGUCAAAUAAAGAAAGGCUUUGAUGAAUGUCA
Molecule: messenger RNA, 2629 nt
Organism: Acanthopagrus latus (yellowfin seabream)
Lineage: Eukaryota; Metazoa; Chordata; Actinopteri; Spariformes; Sparidae
Gene: me1
Product: malic enzyme 1, NADP(+)-dependent, cytosolic
Exons: 14
Coding region: 391-2157 (588 amino acids)
Biological process (GO): malate metabolic process; pyruvate metabolic process
Cellular component (GO): mitochondrion
Molecular function (GO): malate dehydrogenase (decarboxylating) (NADP+) activity; malate dehydrogenase (decarboxylating) (NAD+) activity; NAD binding
Source: RefSeq, a predicted model, not a curated record